AUGUUACUUUGUUACAGAUCUAGAAAUAUACUACCCCGUUUUCUGAGAUUUAUACCCCAGCAGCAGAUAAUAAUGUCAAAAUAUAGUACAGAGACAUUGUUCACAGAUUCACAGCAAGCAGAUUGCUAUGCAAAAUUUAGACCUCAGUACACUGAUCAGGUCUUUCAAAGAAUUAUCGACUUCUGCAAAACUGGGUGCAGUGAUUUUGACUUGGCUGUGGAUGUUGGUUGUGGCUCUGGACAAAGCACGGUGCCGUUGGCUCGAUACUUCAGAAAGGUUAUUGGUGUUGAUGUCAGUGAGCAGCAAAUUUUAAACGCUCCAACAAAUAUUCCGAACGUGACCUUUAAAGUGUCAUCAGCUGAAGACUUGGGUUUCGUCAAAGCUGCUUCCACCGACUUAGUCACAAUAGCACAGGCGUUUCACUGGGUCAAUGAGGACAAAUUUUUUGCUGAUGUGAGCCGAAUUCUGAAGCCAGGCGGAUCUUUAGUGGUUUAUGGCUAUGGGAUUUGUGAACUUCUUCCAAAAGAAGCAGAUGGAGUUUUUCAACAUUAUUACGCCGAUGUUCUUGGCCAGUAUUGGGCUGAGGGUCGACAGAUGGUCGAAGAGAAAUAUGCCACUGUCCGUCUGCCAUUUCCAGGCUGGAUCAGAGAUGACAGUUUAGUCAUCGAGAAGCAAUGCAGCGUGGCUGACUUCAUUGGGUACAUGGGUUCAUGGUCAGCUAUCAUCCAGUACAACAAGGUCAACCCUGAUGACAACUUGUUGAAACAGGUGGAGCAGAGACUCCAAGCUGUAUGCAACAGUGAUACAGAAAGUGUUGAGUCUAAACUGACAGUUGUAUGGCCAGUUUUUAUGUUGAUGGGACACAAACCAAAAUAA
Molecule: messenger RNA, 876 nt
Organism: Candidula unifasciata
Lineage: Eukaryota; Metazoa; Mollusca; Gastropoda; Stylommatophora; Geomitridae
Source: the annotation of a GenBank genome assembly